Drosophila albomicans is the source of this 954-nucleotide messenger RNA. RefSeq names its product putative inner dynein arm light chain, axonemal (gene Dnali1). The record is from RefSeq and is a predicted model, not a curated record. Lineage: Eukaryota; Metazoa; Arthropoda; Insecta; Diptera; Drosophilidae. The coding region runs from base 109 to 858 and encodes 249 amino acids. Gene Ontology annotation, molecular function: dynein heavy chain binding. The transcript is spliced from 2 exons. Gene Ontology annotation, cellular component: axoneme; filopodium.
UUCAGCAUUAUUCAAAUCAUCAAAAAUUACUGAACACGUCAGACGGAGUACACACAGAAAUAAUUUCGACUAUUGAAUUUGAAGAGAAAGCGCCAAAAUCAACAAAUAAUGGAUGAUGUGGAGAUUGCAAGUGUGGGCCAGUUCCAGACGCUGGUGCGCUACAACAAUCCGGUGCUUGUCGUAAAACAUCCGGACAAGAAAGGAGCCCCAUUAACUGAACUUGAAAUGAAACGCCCGCAAACAGCUGGAGCUUUACUAGAUACCAAAAAAGAGACUGAGGAAAUAUUGAACUCCAUACUGCCACCACGUUGCUGGGAAGAGGAUGGCCAGCUUUGGCAGCAAUCUGUAUCGAGUACACCGGCAACCCGCCAAGAUGUCAUCAAUUUGCAGGAAAUGCUGGACACGCGCCUGCAGCAGACCCAAGCCCGUGAGACCGGCAUCUGCCCUGUACGCCGUGAACUCUAUUCCCAGUGCUUUGAUGAGAUCAUACGCCAGGUGACUAUAAAUUGUUCGGAGCGCGGUCUGUUGCUACUACGCAUCCGUGACGAAAUUGCCAUGUCUAUGGAGGCCUACGAGACUCUUUACUGCAGCUCUGUCGCAUUUGGUAUGCGUAAAGCUUUGCAGGCCCACGAGGAAAAGGAAAUGUUGCGCGACCGGGUCAAGACUUUGGAACAGGAUAAAGAAGCACUUGAGGAAAUCAUUUCUGAUAUGAAGAUGAAGCAGGAACAAGCCGAACGCCGUAACGCCGAAUUACGCGCUUCGGAAGAGAAAAAGUUCACCGAGGAGAUCACGUUCCUGAAGAAGACCAAUGCACAACUCAAGGCACAGCUCGAGGGUAUUACAGCUCCAAAGAAAUAAACGUGCCACAUGGUGUGUGCGAUGGUGUAUGGUUUGUGCUUGUCGUGUUUAAUGAUUUGUUAAAACUUAUUGCAAUUAAAUGUAGUGAACAACUAA